ACAGAAAAUUGACAAAGGAAACAUCCUAUUUUUGUCUCCAACAGCCUAAAACAUCACUUUCAGCUCCUUCAGUCUCUCUCUCUUUCUCUCUAUCUGGUGUUUUUUUUUAUAUUUAAUGCGGUAAAUAUUAGUAUUAUUAAUCUUCACCAAAUCAGUGUUUCAAACCCCAAAUCCCAUCUUCUUCGACCCGAAAUUAGGGUUUUGUAUUAAAAAAUUCCUUAGUGAUGCUGUGUUCGAUAGUGAGAAAUAAACACAAGUUUUGUCUGUGUUUUUAUUGUUAAUUAUUUUAUUGGAGAAAAUGUCAACUUUGUUGAGUGUAAUCAAAAUCAGGAGGAUGUUUGGUUGGUUAUUGAAUAAUGUUAGUAUAAGCUAUCUUUUGGUAUCCUUUGGAAGAAUACCAAAUCUGAUCUGAAAUUUAUUUCCAGCUUCUCAAUUCUUAUCUUACAGGUUCUGAAACUUGUUUUUUCUGAUGAGAAUCAAAGUUUCGUAAGAGCUAUUCCUUUGCUAGAGCAAUGGAUUGUUGUAGCUGUUUUGGUUUCCUCAGGAAGCCCAAGCAAAGACCCAUGCCCAUUUCUAGCGGCGGGAGGAGUUAUAAUCACAACAAUAUCAAUAAUCUCUCCCAGGAACUUUUGUUAAAUGGUGAAAUUGAUGAUAAUGAUGAUGGGGAGGAUGAUGCUUCUUUUAAUGGUGAUAUUACUGGCACUAGUUAUUGUGAUAAUGCUGAGGUGCCCAAUGGUGCCAAGCGCUCUGAAGAGAUUUUAAGACUUAGGGAGCUGAAUGGAUUGGUUUGCAGGCAAUAUCCUGUCAAGGAAACCCAUCUACUUGUUCCCUCUGAGGAUGAAAAUGGUAAUAAGAUGGUCAAUGAAUAUGUUCGCGAGUAUAAGAUUGGUGCUGGUAGCUAUGGUAAAGUGGUUUUGUAUCGAAGCAGUAUAGAUGGAAAGCAUUAUGCAAUUAAGGCCUUUCAUAAGUCUCAUUUGUUGAAGCUGCGGGUUGCUCCUUCAGAGACUGCAAUGUCUGAUGUACUUCGUGAGGUUCUAAUCAUGAAAAUGGUUGACCAUCCUAACAUUGUCAAUCUCAUCGAGGUGAUUGAUGACCCAACUACAGACCACUUCUACAUGGUUCUGGAAUAUGUGGAUGGAAAACGAGUGUGGGAUGGAUCUGGUCCUCCUGGUGGAAUUGGAGAAGAUACUGCUAGAAAGUACCUGAGGGAUGUUGUAUCUGGGCUUAUGUAUCUUCAUGCCCAUAAUAUAGUGCAUGGAGAUAUUAAACCUGAUAAUCUGUUGGUUACUCACUCUGGUACAGUGAAGAUAGGAGAUUUCAGCAUCAGUCAGGUAGUUGAGGAUGAUAAUGAUGAGCUUCGCAGAUCUCCUGGGACUCCUGUUUUCACUGCACCAGAGUGCUGUGUGUGUCUAACCUACCAUGGCAAAGCUGCGGACACAUGGGCAGUGGGAGUAACUUUGUACUGUAUGAUACUUGGGCAAUACCCAUUUCUUGGAGAAACGCUUCACGAUACAUAUGACAAGAUUGUCAACAACCCCUUGGUGCUCCCUGAUGAAUUGAACGCACAGCUGAAGGACUUACUUGAGGGACUUCUUUGCAAAGACCCAGCUCGGAGGAUUACCCUCGCUGCUGUCACAAAUCAUACCUGGGUUAUUGGGGAUGAAGGACCAAUUCCUCAGUAUUUGUGUUGGUGCAAGCAUAGUAGCAUGCAGAGGGAAGGGAACCGUCUGAUGGGAGCAACGACAGCACACGCAUAAACCUUACUGAAUGAAAUGGUAGUGAUUUCGAUGCUAACAUGACUCUUACUGACAAAAUUGUUUAAUGUAUAGUAGAAACUCCAGUUUCUCCUUUCCUUUUGGUUUAUCUUUUUCAACUCUCUGUAUGGGAUAAAGGAUGUGAGCAGGUGGUUGGGCUCUUGAAGUAAAUAAAAAAGAAAAAGAGUAUGGGUGGGACAAACUGUCAGAAUUUAAUCUCUCCAUCUUGAAAUAAAUAAAUAAAUUUGUUUA
This is a messenger RNA of Populus euphratica (Euphrates poplar), 2006 nucleotides long. RefSeq names its product serine/threonine-protein kinase GRIK1-like. The transcript is spliced from 11 exons. Gene Ontology annotation, molecular function: protein serine/threonine kinase activity; ATP binding. NCBI's taxonomy places the organism in Eukaryota, Viridiplantae, Streptophyta, Magnoliopsida, Malpighiales, Salicaceae. The record is from RefSeq and is a predicted model, not a curated record. Gene Ontology annotation, cellular component: cytoplasm. Bases 513 to 1757 code for a protein of 414 amino acids. Gene Ontology annotation, biological process: intracellular signal transduction; protein phosphorylation.